This is a messenger RNA of Calliphora vicina (urban bluebottle blowfly), 557 nucleotides long. Its product is annotated as pupal cuticle protein G1A. The transcript has 2 exons. The record is from RefSeq and is a predicted model, not a curated record. Lineage: Eukaryota; Metazoa; Arthropoda; Insecta; Diptera; Calliphoridae. The coding region runs from base 1 to 306 and encodes 101 amino acids.
AUGUCAAAUGCCAUUAGCCUCAUAUUACUGCUAGUUGCUGUGGCUCUUUGUCAAGCAGCCCCUCUGGAGGAAUCCUCAGUUAAAGCUAAACGUGGUUUACACUUGGGUCUGGGCUAUCAUGCUCCCUUGGUCUCUUCCUCUUAUGUAUCCGCACCUGCCGCUGUGUAUCAUUCCGCCCCAGUCAUAUCUCAUGCUCCCCUCAUUCAUCAUGCUCCGCUCAUUUCACAUGCUCCCCUUAUAGCUCAUGCUCCCAUCUAUUCAUCGCAUCAUAUUUUGCCCUCCCUCCAUGCAAUUCAUCAUUACUAAGGAGUCUUAAAAUUAAUUUAACAAAUUAAAUGAAACCGUGAAUGCCAGAGCACUUGAAUUUGUAGAAUUUGCUGCUGUUCUGAUUGCUAAUGAGUUAAACGUAAAUUGAUUGAGCAUUUUUUUUUAUUUUUUUGUUUUAUUAAAGUUAUUAAAGAAUUUGUUUUAAUUGUGUGUUUUUUUUCUAAUUAAUUUAAUUAAGAAACUUUCUAAAUAAAUGAGCAGAUAUUCCAAAAAGAAAAAACAAAAAAAAA